This is a messenger RNA of Aphanomyces astaci, 2090 nucleotides long. RefSeq lists its product as hypothetical. Gene Ontology annotation, biological process: potassium ion transmembrane transport; proton transmembrane transport. Bases 6 to 2072 code for a protein of 688 amino acids. Gene Ontology annotation, molecular function: potassium:proton antiporter activity. Gene Ontology annotation, cellular component: membrane. The record is from RefSeq and is a predicted model, not a curated record. The transcript is spliced from 8 exons. NCBI's taxonomy places the organism in Eukaryota, Oomycota, Saprolegniomycetes, Saprolegniales, Verrucalvaceae.
AAAAAAUGCAAAUGCUAGGCGCGACCCCAGGGUUGCCGAUGCCGCGACAGCGCCGAUGGCUCUUUCUCCUUGUCGUGUUGCUGUGCGCAUGCAAUACGCAUGGUGAGGCUACGGCAACAUCGUCACCUAUCUCAUCUUCACCACCUCGAAAACCCCAUACGACUAAGAUCGCCACCACAACCACCACACAGGUGCCAGCAACGACAAGGACGACCUCGUCGCCCACCACUACUCCUCCGCUCGUCACCACAAAAACGAUAGCUACACCUGCCGAAACAUUAUUGGGUCCUCUGGCGUUGGACAACUUGGCCGCUUCCACGACGACGGUAAGCCCAACCCACGCCGGCCUCGACCAAUUGGAGGAACAACUCCACUUGAUGGAGGAACUGGAAGCGUCGGUGGUCGCGGGUCUGAACAACAUGGACUCGCUGCUGUCCAGCGGGAAGAAGCCUGGGUCUGUGUUAAACUCGCGCCUGAAGAGCAACCUCAUGGAAGUGCGGCUGAACUUGCACAAACUGGCGGCGAACUUGAACUUGACGUUGAACCAAUUGGAUUCCGUCGAAAAGGACACAGAGGUCAAGGAGAAACAGUUGGAGGAGGUGCUUCAGAAACAAGCGGCCGACGAGAACGCGCACGAACUGGAAGCGCGAGGCGCCGACGCCGUCGACUACGAGUCCGGACGGCUCAAGAACACGUCAAACAUGGUGAAUUUGUCCGAUGCGCAGCGACAACAGUUUGAAAAAGUCAAAAACCAAGCCGACCCGGCGGUAUUGCAUUACGAUUUUGGGCUAUUGGGGCAGAUUGCGCUCUUGUUUGGCGUGUCUGCCGUGGGGGGCAUCCUCUCGACCUCCAUCAACUUGCCCCCCACGGUGGGCUACUUGGUCGGGGGUGCCGUCGUGGGUCCGUCCGGCCUCGGCCUCGUGCACCAUUUUAAAGAAGUCGAAACGAUUUCCCUAUUUGGAACGAUCUUUUUGCUUUUCGCGCACGGUGCCGAGUAUUCUGUCCAUCGAUCAACGGACGAAGUGUUCAAACUGUACUUGGUCAGUGGCAUGGUCUACGUAGCAUGCACGAUUGUAUGCGUGUCGUUCUUGGCUGUCAUGCUGGGAUGGACAAUCUCCCUGUCAGAAGGUAUCAUUGUGGGCGUGGGGGUGUGCUUUACGUCCACGGCACCCCUUUCCGAGUACAUUCGCACGUACAACAUUCGCCACACUUCGUUUGGCAAGCUCGUGUCGGCGAUCAUUGCGAUCCAAGACAUCUUGAUGAGUUUUGUGAUGGCGACGCCCGACUGGUUUGCCGCGAAGCCCAAGGGAACGUGGGUGUCUGUUGCCGUGUGCAAAACGUUCGUCGCCUAUGCCGUCGUGGUAUUGUUUACCAUGGGCAUGCAUCGGUAUGUCGUGCCGUCGUUGCUCGAGUUUCUCGUGUCGAUGGAGAAAUUGCACCACUCGCCGCUCGUGUUGCUCGGGAUUGUGUCCGUGUGUCUGUUCAUGUCACUAUUCACCGAGUCGGUGGGGCUGUCGUUGGAGUGCGGGGCAUUCUUUGCUGGCUUAGCGUUCCAAGGCGCGAGCAACCUCAAGGCGACACUGUCCUCCAUUCGAGUGCUAGACAACUUGUUUGGGAGCAUGUUCUUUGCCUGCAUCGGCAUGAUCCUGAAUCCGGCGUUUCUGCUUCGGAACUGCGGCACGGUGUGUGGCAUGAUGCUAUGCGUGUGCACGAUCAAGGUGACGUUCGUGACGAGUAUCAUGUGGUUUUUCCGCAUUCCGCUUCAAAAGUCCAUUAAGGCCGCCAUGAGUUUGUGCCAGGUGGGCGAAGUCGCGCUCAUUUUCAUGAUCAAAGCGCACGCUACGCAGCUCGUGUCGAGGUCGCUGUACCUGCAGUUCCUAGCCGCCACGUCCGUGUUUCUCGGCCUCGCUCCCCUCCUCCACCGGAACCUGAACGAACUCAACACGUUCCACUUUGCCUCGGUGGUUAAGAAGAAGUCCGAGUUUGAUAGCCACGAUGAUGAUGACGACGACGGGGACUCGGCCUUGUUGACCGUGCUCCCAUCGCAUAAGCGACAUAAUGUAGAGCAUUGACGAGGUCGUACUGUUGCU